Molecule: messenger RNA, 2277 nt
Organism: Sphaeramia orbicularis (orbiculate cardinalfish)
Lineage: Eukaryota; Metazoa; Chordata; Actinopteri; Kurtiformes; Apogonidae
Gene: hemk1
Product: HemK methyltransferase family member 1
Exons: 10
Coding region: 181-1287 (368 amino acids)
Biological process (GO): protein methylation
Cellular component (GO): mitochondrion
Molecular function (GO): nucleic acid binding; protein methyltransferase activity
Source: RefSeq, a predicted model, not a curated record
AUUUGGAAAGGUUACACAUCGCCAUGUGCACGGACAUUGACUAAAAUGUAAAAAUCAUUGGACCCAGGACUACAGAAAAUGUUUCGGAUAUCCACCAAAGGACGAUGAAAGGCACCUGAAGUGUACACAGGAUGCAGCGAUUCCAGCUAUGAUACUGAAUAACUAAAGAAACGACAGAGGAUGUUUACUGUUACCAUGUGGAGAAGAUCACUGAGUGCAUUUUUCACUCGUUUUGGGGGCAAAAAUGUUGAAACAAAGGCAGCGUGGGGGUCCUGUGCAGCACGAUCAUGCAGUUCUCCAGCCUUUCCUGCUUCUGACAUCACAGCCCUGGAGGUGGUUGACUUAUGGAAGAAGUAUUUCCAGGAGAAAGGUGUGACCGAGCCUGAUCACUCCAGCCAGUACAUUAUGGCCCAUCUACUCGGUGCUAAAACAAUAGAGAGCGUUGAACAGGAGAGGUUAACAGAGAUUCUCAGUCAAGAGAAAAUAGAGCAGAUGUGGAGACUGUGUUUGAGACGGCUCUCCAGAAUGCCAGUGCAGUACGUGAUUGAGGAAUGGGACUUUAGAGAUCUGACACUGAAGAUGAGACCCCCUGUGUUCAUACCAAGGCCUGAAACAGAGGAGUUGGUUGAACUCAUGCUCAAUGAUCUGCAGAUGAAAGAUGGAAAGGAAGACGUCCAGCGUAGAUGCUUAGAAGUGGGAUGUGGUUCUGGUGCCAUUUCUCUCAGUCUGCUACACGGGCUUCCACAGCUUAAAGCAUUUGCCUUGGAUCAAAGCCAGGAGGCAGUAGACUUAACAAGAGAGAACGCAUUAAGGUUGGGGCUUCAGGACAGGUUACAACUUUAUCAUAUGGAUAUCAUGAAAGAUGCAGAAACUGUGCUGAGGCUCUGUGGUCCGGUUUCAGCUGUGGUCAGUAACCCUCCAUACCUGUUCUCAGAGGACAUGGACUCACUGGAGCCUGAAAUCCUACGGUUUGAGGACCACGCUGCUUUAGACGGAGGCAAAGAUGGACUAGAAGUAAUCAAACAGGUUUUGAUUCUGGCUCCACAGAUUCUCUUAAAUCAUGGUCGUGUUUACUUGGAAGUGGACCCCAGACACCCACCGCUCAUCCGACGGUGGGUGGAGGCAAAUGUCGAAGAGCUCCAUUAUGUGGAGACAAAACACGACAUCAGCGGCAGGUUUGUACAGAAAACUUCUCAGCCUAGAUACCACCUGGGCAUCAUUACACAUCCAUAUUCAUUGGUUAACCUUGAAAUUGUAUUUCUGUUUUAUAUUCAUUGCUUUAUUUAAAUCAAAAGGCUGCAAUGACUAAAUCUAUCAUCGUAGCAAAAUUAAAAUGAAUACUUCCAUCAUGUAUCAAUUCAGAGUCUCAAACUGAUUUUACUCAAUUUUUAGGCCGCGAUUCUGCAUCCUUCAGAAAGAGAAGACAAACAAGGACCACAAGCUGGAUUUGGAUUGAGAAACUAAGAUCCUAUUACACUGGCUUUAGCCCAGGUCGACACAGCUUCAGCUCCCCCACCCCCACCGAGCCGUCAUGUGCGCACUUGCACUUGCACUGAUUUGAUGAUUCAAAUUCACAGUUUACAGAAAGCUCUAAAUCAUUCUCCGUGUCAACGUGGUACUUUUAAUCUGGUAACAUUUGUGAUUACAAUCUGCGGCACAAUAAAAAUGUGCAUAAGACGGCACAAAAGGAGGCUCAAAGCUGAAGGUAAUUACCGAGGCUUUUCUUAGAACCCUCCCUCUCUGAAUCUCACCCUCCUCCCAGGAAGCAUUCAGUAGUUCUGUGAAUCCGCUGAUGAACAGUCCUCCCCUUCCCUUGUCCACUCGCUGACUCAGAUGCAGGCAGUGCACAUUACUGAGCAAAAACACACAAUGUGGUUUUUACUUCCUCACAUAAUCUACAUUUUUAAAGCUCAAAGGCCACCAAGUCUUUGUGUUUCAAAGGUGAUUUCAAAAUUUCGUAAUAAGUGUCACAAGAGCGAUCAUCAUGUGGAGUUUAAUAAUGAUGAUGAUGGCAACAUUUCCCACCGUCCUCUGAGUAAUACUCCCAUUUUAAGCAAUAGACAAGGAAAGAAUAGCAAGGACAACAGUCAGACUCCAAUAGGUUAUUUUAAUAUAAAAAUGUACACAUGUAAAAAGUAGAAAAAUGUUUUACUGAGAAAAAUAAAAUGGCAAAAAGAUGUUCCAGUGGAAUCAGUGUACUUAAGAACAGUAUAGAGUAUGUACAUCCAGGGUUGAUGAGGGUAAAACAGAUCUGGACACUUUCCACAUCCAUAAAAU